Messenger RNA from Anthostomella pinea, 609 nucleotides. The record is from the annotation of a GenBank genome assembly. Lineage: Eukaryota; Fungi; Ascomycota; Sordariomycetes; Xylariales; Xylariaceae.
AUGCGCUUCUUGAACUUAUUCGGUUUUGGCCUUGCAUGGCUAGCUAUUGAGUCGGCCCAGUUUCCGACUGAGGGCCGCAAUGUCAACUCGAAGACGACGGCAAAUAUCCAGAGCCGGUCAGGCUGGGAUGAUUUACCCACAUUUGAAUUGAGCGAGCUCAGCAAGAGUGGGUAUCCGGAAGACGGGGUCACGUCCUUUAAUGUUAAGAUCGAUCCCAAAACGGCCGAAGCAAAGAAGCUCAGUUCAAACGAAAUCUGGGUCAGGAUCUCUUAUGCAGUCAAUACCGAGCUCGAGGUCCAUAAAGCCCUCCAGGCAGAAGACAUUACGCCCCAGAUUCUGGCCAUCGUCAACCUCGAGGGUGUGAGGGUGGGCUUUGUUUCUGAGUACCUAAAGUUGGCCCGCCAGGCGGAGCGAAAGGAGGACAAAGAUGCAUGCCGCGAAGUCCUCGAGACAAUGCACAAGAAGGGCUGGGUGCAUGGAGAUCCGAAUACUGGGAAUUUCCUCAUCCUGGGCAAGAAAGUCUAUGUCAUUGACUUUGAAACCGCUGAAAAAGCGACCAGCGAUUUGAUCAUAGUCGACUUUAAGAGAUUCGAUACCGCCUUUUGGUAG